This is a messenger RNA of Spodoptera exigua (beet armyworm), 2122 nucleotides long. Lineage: Eukaryota; Metazoa; Arthropoda; Insecta; Lepidoptera; Noctuidae. The record is from the annotation of a GenBank genome assembly.
AUGCAUGUAGUGUGCUACGAGGUCCAGUGGCACAAACAACUAGAAUCGAUCAAUAUGCGUUUAAUAUUAAUAGCGCUGCUGGUAGCAUGCGCGCGCGCAACCCCACAGUACACAAAGACUGGGGGCGUUAAGGGAGGGCACAGCGGACAUGGAUAUCCCCACGAAGGGUAUAAUUUGGUCAACAACUUUUACAACAACGGGAGUCAUCAUCAAGGCUAUGGGAACUAUGGGGGCUAUGGACAGACUAUGAAUAUGACAGGACCCGUCAACUACGAGAUAGGAGUCUGCUACAUCGAAGUCCCAACAGCCAGUCUAGUCAAGGAUCCUAGUCACGUUCCUGCUGGUAACGGGUCGCGUCCAGAUCUGAGUCGCAUUAGGAGUUGCUGUAGUGGUUACAUUAGGAACAUCCACAACUACAGGAUCUGUGACCCAGUGUGCGACCAAGAAUGUGUGAAUGGGCUCUGCAGUGCACCAAAUACCUGCACCUGCUUCCCCGACCACGUCAAGAACUUGGCUGGUUUCUGUGUAGCAACUUGCCCCAUCGGAUGCCAAAAUGGACAAUGUUCUGGGGGAGAAUGUAUCUGCAAAGAUGGAUACAGAUUGGACUCGGAAAGCAAAUUCUGUGUUCCAAACUGCAGGGAGCAGUGUGGUGGUCCUGGAAGAGGAAACUGCACAGCUCCAAACACAUGUGAAUGCCAGCCUGGGUACAGGGCUACUCCCGAAGGAUCCUGCAAACCUUCGUGCGACCAUUGCAAAGACGGCCAGUGUGUGGGCCCAAAUGACUGCCGCUGUUCUUCUGGAUUUAGCAAAGACCAUAACGGUGACUGCAUCCCACAGUGCUCAAGCCCGUGCCCGCCACCGAAACGCUGUGUCGCUCCCAAUGUAUGCGGGGACCCGUCAAACCCCUCCUCCUACAACAACACAGGCUCUCCUUACGGCAGACCACCAACUUACAAUCAAAACCAAAAUCCUAACAACCCUUACGGCCAACAACCUCAAAAUCCCAACUAUCCCGGUUAUCAACAACCUAAUUACCCUGGUAAUCAACACCCUUCCUACCCAGGUAACCCAUCAAAUAACCCAGGUCAACAACAACACACCUACCCUAGUAGUCCACGUCCUCCUGGAGCCCAACCAAACAAUCAAACCGGUAAUCCUUCUUACAACCCCGGUUAUCAACCCUCUAACUACCCUGGUAAUCAUCCCUCUAACUACCCUGGUAAUCAGCCAUCUUACUACCCAGGGUAUCAACCACCACCGACGUAUCCUGGAGGUGCCCAAUAUCCAGGUUACCCUCAAAACAAUUACCCUGGUGGACCAUACCCCGGUAGCCAAGCUUCCAAUCACACAAGCCCUGGUUACAACCAACCAGGAGUGCCUCCGACUUACAACUCGAGUGUUCAACAACCUCCGUCUCCUUACGGACAAAGACCAUCAAAUCCACCGGGUCAACCUAUCUACACCCACAUUCCUAAUAACCCGCAGCCCUUGUACCCUGACAGUCAACACUUAGGUCCAGAUCACCGACCUAAUCCCGCUUACCCUUCUUCGAAUUCAACUCAAGGAGUGCCCAGUGGACCAAACUACCCCAACCCUCAAUAUUACCCUAUCAACCAGUACUACCCAGAUCAGAGACCUAAUCCAAGUCCCCUGCAACCUAAUCAAAGGCCGAAUAAUGCUGAGCCUUACUACCCUAACAGUCAGUAUUACCCUGGCUACACCCAGCAGUCUUCAUAUAACCAGGAAUCGGUGUACCAGCAGAAUAUCUACCAGGAGAACCAGAUGUCAGCUGUGGAGCUCUUAUGUUCUAUCCCAUGUGUUAACGGCACCUGUGUGGGACGAGACGUGUGUGCCUGUAACACUGGAUAUGUGCCUAUUGCUGGAGACACAUCGAGGUGCGAGCCAUACUGUUCUGGUUGUACAAACGGAGCAUGCGUGUCCCCCUAUGUGUGCCAGUGUCACCCUGGAUUUUACAAGGACUUUAGUGUCAAGGGACGGACCAAAUGCGUGCGACGCAUCAGACGGUCCGUUGAUGAAACCCCAGCACCUGUAAACAUUGCUGAUCUACUAGUGUUUGAAAUACCAGAUGAUUAUUAAAAUUAAUAAAUGAUUUAUCGUUUGA